AUGGCAGAAGGUCUGAAGCCUGGCGUUCGAGAAACACCCAAGCCCUAUAUCUUCAUCAAUGGCAAGUACUGCGUCGCGAAGGACCUCACUUUGGCCAACUUUGGCGAUCUGGUGGCCGCCGAGAAACCCGAAUACGACUCUACCAUCGCUGUUCAGGCGGCUAACAGACCCACGGUUGAUGAGCCAAAGCCUCAGUCGGAAGGCUACGCGAAUUUCCCUUUUCUGGCCGAAAUGCGACCUCCUCCCAUGAUGCCCGCUGGCGCCAAUGUCGACCGCAAAAUCUGGGACGGCAACAACUCGAGAAAGAUGAAAAGGGAAGACGAAGACUUCAUGGCGGCAGCGAUGACCGAUGAGGAGAACGACGAGGGACCCCCUCAUCUUCUCAUUUUUUCGCACCCUCUGCCUCGCCAUGCAGUCCUGCCCUUUGACGAUCUCCACGCGUACCAUCCAGCUCUCGCGCUGGAUGACUUCGAGCACCAGAAGCAUGCACCUUUGGCCCCAAUGGCCCCUUGGCACCCCAGCAACAUUCAGGAGCCAGAGGCUCACCAGAAUGGUCGUGCCUUGGAGGCCGUCAACAACUGCAUCAUCGCUGGACAGCAGCCGCAGAUCCUCCCUGGUCUCGCCGAUAACCGCUUCGAUGAACACACGCCGCACUAUUAG
This is a messenger RNA of Colletotrichum abscissum, 660 nucleotides long. RefSeq lists its product as uncharacterized. NCBI's taxonomy places the organism in Eukaryota, Fungi, Ascomycota, Sordariomycetes, Glomerellales, Glomerellaceae. The record is from RefSeq and is a predicted model, not a curated record. Bases 1 to 660 code for a protein of 219 amino acids. The transcript is spliced from 3 exons.